AUGAAAGAGUAUCAAUAUAUUACGCUUGCAGAACUGGAUGAAUUACCAUAUACAGCUGAUGAAAAUUUGAAGGUUAACACAUAUGCAUUUGUAGCCGAUUUAAUGAUACGUUCACGACCAACAGAUGUGUUAGAGGAUACCUGUGUUAUUACGCAUUUGGAAUUACGUGACGGUAGCUUGGAUGCUGGUACAACGUGUAUCAUUUAUAGUGACUCAUUGGAAAGUUUUUCGGAUCAAAUACAAAGUGGUCAAAUUAUUCGAAUGCAUCGUGCAAAAAUCAAAAAAAUGGCAGAUGGAAAAUUGUGCAUUUAUGGGAAGCUUAAGACAGCCGGUUUUGCUGUUCUUCUCUUCAGCGGUGAGCUUGGCGAUAGUUUUACGCCUGUAUAUCAGUCGUCAGCAAAAUUCACUCUAAUAUCAGAUUACAAAGAGAGGAUAAAUUCAUUACGCAUAUUAUUCGCGAGAGAUGAACCGAUGGCUUUAGAAGAUCCACUUAUAUCUUCAGAUGAUCCUAGGAUUUCAGAUGGUCAGCUUGUUGCUACAACAUCGGUACUACCGGUAAACCGAAAGGUACCACGUGCCAGCGAAGAGGGAGUAAAUCAAAUAAUUAGAAAUGCAAAUGUUCAUCGUUUGAAUGAAUUUGUUCUCGGUUGUUACAGUGAUAUUACCGUACAAGCAAUAGCGCUAUUCGUUGGUGAUCGAAACAAUGUGAUAUUGCGCUGUUGGGAUACCACUUCACCACCGAGGAAAAUAUUUAUGCUUAAUGCUGACUUCAUUCACGAAAUGAUAUGUCGGGAUGAAGAACUAGAAAUGAUAGCAGAAAACUAUUGGUGUGAUAUAGUGUUAUAUGAAGAGCAUGCUAAUUUUGCUCGAAAUAACGUAAAGUGUGGAGAUAUCCUGUUACUUACCAACACGCAUUUAUAUCACUCAAAGAAUGGUGUUACUCUAACAAUGCAUGGUGGUGGUCAGCGUUACAGCAGGUCAAUUAUCAUUCUUGAUGGUAACAGCGAAUUGAGAUCUGAUCUUUUGCGUAUUAUUGACCGAUUCAAUACUAGCAAGGAUUCACUUCGUUCAGAUAUGCAAACCGAUAUUGUAGACACAAGAAAUGUCGUUGAUGUACAACAGUACCCAUAUACAGAUCAAAUUACUCCCGCGCGAUCAUUUGACGACUUGGAGAAACAACAGAUAGAAUUAUGGAAAUGCUGGGCUGGUGAACGGAUGCGACAAAUGCACGCCGUACAACUUGCAUGGAUUCGUGCCUAUGCCUGGAAAAAAAACCAGCAGCCAAAUGGGCAGCUUCAGCGAUCAUUCAAUUUAGCAAGAAUGGCAGUGCAAUUUAUUGUCCGACAAAUCCUUGAACGUCUCUUUGCCUAUAAUAAAGAUUUAUUUGCGAGUCUAGCAAGGCUGUCACGUCGACAACGGAAUAUCUUAUUUAUGAAUUUUUUAUUGACGUAUAUGGAAGGAACAUAUGGUGAUGCAAUAACUUCGAAGAAAACACGUAGAUCAAUAUUUCUCAGUUAUCUAUUUUAUCCUAUUUGUGAAAUAUUUGAGGACGAUAAGCAAUCAGAUAGCGAGUGUAAAUUUGCAAAAGCUUCCAAAAUGAAAAAAGAUGAAAGCUUAAAAGAUGAUGCUGCAUGGAGUUUGCUACGCAAUUUGUUUCCUGGAACAGUUUUAAAAUCAUCAGGUUGGAAGGUUAGCUUUUCAUACAAUGCAAGGACGAAGAUAUUUUUUGCAUUAAUCUGCAAAAGAUGCAGUCUGUGGUGCACUACAUCAGCUAGGAACUUCGAUAUGACCCCACUGUGUCCCGUUUGCUUUAGACGCGAAAUUACUGACUCUCAUUUAUUUCUGCAAUGUUACUUCCUUUUCAACGGCAUACCACAUGAAGCGGAAGCUGGAAGUAAAAAGUAUUACUUUCUGUUCCCCAUUCAACUAUUAGCUUUUUUUCUUGUUGAUGUACCAAAAAAUGCGCAAGAAGCUGCUCAGAAUUACAAAAGGGGCAUUUCUGACAAGGAACGAAAGGCUCUGGCUGCAUCAAUCCAGGAACAAAUGUUGUCUAAAUAUUUAUUUACUUUGGACGAAGUUAUCGUUCGGAAAAUUAAAGGAGAUGUCGCAAUUUUUGAAAUUGGAAAGCUUACAUUUGCAGAUCGACAAAAUGGUUCAACUGAUUGUAAUUAG
This is a messenger RNA of Cercopithifilaria johnstoni, 2172 nucleotides long. Lineage: Eukaryota; Metazoa; Nematoda; Chromadorea; Rhabditida; Onchocercidae. The record is from the annotation of a GenBank genome assembly.